Bactrocera dorsalis (oriental fruit fly) is the source of this 697-nucleotide messenger RNA. RefSeq names its product dynein light chain roadblock-type 2. The record is from RefSeq and is a predicted model, not a curated record. Gene Ontology annotation, biological process: microtubule-based movement. Gene Ontology annotation, cellular component: cytoplasm; centrosome; cytoplasmic dynein complex. Lineage: Eukaryota; Metazoa; Arthropoda; Insecta; Diptera; Tephritidae. Bases 365 to 670 code for a protein of 101 amino acids. The transcript is spliced from 2 exons. Gene Ontology annotation, molecular function: dynein intermediate chain binding.
GGGGUUGCAUUUAACAAUAAAUUAAAAGUACUUUUAAUAAAAAGCAUAGUUGCCAGGGUGGCGUAUUUGUUUAGAUAUCUCUUGACUAUUUUGAUUUUCACUAUCCAAUGGGCAAAAUCAACAUUAAAUUAAACUAGAGAUUUGAAUAGUAUUUGUUGUUAUACACAAGCUUUAAUACAUUGGAUUUAUAUGCACAAAUGCUUAAAAUAAAAUUUUACUUUCCACUUACUUAGAAACAUUUUUUUUUUAUUGAAACUCAGUAACCAAUUUCAAGCAUUUUAAUUUAACUAUUCGAAUUGUCUAUGAUAGACUGACUAUAAACAUACUAUAUAUAUUUUUUUUUUUGAUAAUUUACUAAUUUUCAAUGUUGUCAAUUCAAUUGGAGAACGUUGUACGCAGGAAUGCCGAAAACACAGAACGUAUCAUGAGAAACGCCAUUGGCUAUGUGGUGUCGAAUAAUGCGUUAGGAACUGUAGUACAAUCUACAUUCGAUAACAGCACUUCUGGUGGUAUAACUAAAUUGAUUAGUGGAGUACUAGUACCAACAGCUCGCAGCGCUGUGCGGGACUUGGACUCCACCAAUGAUUUGGCCUUUCUUCGCAUUGCCACACGAAAAUUUGAAUAUUUAGUCGCACCGGAAAAGGAAUUCACAAUUGUUGUGAUGCAAUAAAACUACAUCGUUAUUUAACCAUCAAUA